AUGUCGCAAGACCUCAUGACCAAGACUGGCCACGGCCUGGCCAAAGUCCUGGGUAUCAAAUUGCCUUAUCGGGAUCCCCUUGGAGCUCACUCCGACCCCGUCACUCGUGGCGAAUCGACCUUCUCAUACGGCACCGUUGAUACAUACUCUUAUUUGGAGCCGGAACCGACCACUGCCGAAUGGCUCAAAGAAAUCUGUCCAACCUGGCAUGAUGUCCUUAUGUACUUUUACAGACUGUUCCCCUUCCUCUCAUGGAUCACGAAGUAUAACCUGCAAUGGUUCUUCGGUGAUCUUGUUGCUGGUGUGACUGUCGGUGCUGUCGUUGUCCCUCAGGGAAUGGCCUAUGCCAAACUCGCCGAACUACCAGUGCAGUAUGGUCUCUACUCAUCGUUCAUGGGUGUACUGGUUUAUUGGUUCUUUGCCACUUCCAAGGAUAUCACUAUCGGGCCCGUCGCUGUAAUGUCCACGCUGGUCGGAACGAUUGUGCUUCAGGCUCAGAAAGAGAUCCCGGAUGUCCCAGGGCAUAUCGUUGCAUCUUGCCUGGCUAUCAUCUGUGGUGCCAUCGUCUGUGCCCUCGGUCUCCUUCGGCUCGGCUUCAUCGUUGACUUCAUUCCCCUUCCUGCAAUUUCGGCAUUCAUGACGGGAUCCGCUCUAAACAUCGCUGCCGGUCAAGUCAAGAAGCUGCUGGGAGAAUCGGCAGAUUUCUCCACCAGAGGCUCGACCUAUAUGAUCAUAAUCAACUCGCUGAAGUACCUUCCUACUGCGGGUAUUGAUGCUGCCCUUGGUGUCACAGCCUUGGCCAUGCUGUACAUUAUCCGUUCGGGUUGCAAUUAUGGUGCUCGAAAGUACCCUCGCCACGCUAAAGUGUGGUUCUUCGCGUCGACGCUGCGAACUGUCUUUGUCAUCCUGUUCUACACCAUGAUCAGUGCAGCUGUCAACCUUCACCGCAAGGAUAACCCGAUGUUUGAUCUUCUGGGCAGUGUCCCAAGAGGUUUCCAAAAUGCGGCUGUUCCUGUUGUCAACGCCAGGAUCAUCAAGGUUUUCGCCAGUCAGCUCCCUGCUUGCGUCAUCGUCCUCCUUAUCGAGCACAUCGCCAUUUCCAAGUCAUUCGGCCGUGUCAACAACUAUACCAUCGAGCCGUCCCAAGAAUUGGUCGGUAUUGGUGUGACCAACCUUCUUGGUCCUUUCCUGGGCGCGUACCCUGCUACCGGAUCCUUUUCCCGGACCGCCAUCAAGUCGAAGGCGGGUGUUCGUACUCCCUUGGCCGGCUGUAUCACCGCCAUUGUUGUGUUGCUCGCCAUCUACGCCCUGACCGCCGUCUUCUUCUAUAUCCCCCAAGCUGCCCUUUCUGGUGUUAUCAUUCACGCUGUCGGCGAUUUGAUCACGCCCCCCAACACUGUGUAUCAAUUACUGGCGCGUACUCGUCCC
Molecule: messenger RNA, 1428 nt
Organism: Aspergillus niger
Lineage: Eukaryota; Fungi; Ascomycota; Eurotiomycetes; Eurotiales; Aspergillaceae
Exons: 4
Biological process (GO): transmembrane transport
Cellular component (GO): membrane
Molecular function (GO): secondary active sulfate transmembrane transporter activity
Source: RefSeq, a predicted model, not a curated record